AUGCCUCAACAUCGCAACACGCUGCGUAUUCACACCGGGCCGUUCCGAGCCCGGGGCGCGGGGCGUAUUUACAACGGCCGGGGAUUGCAUGGCUUGCUGGGGCCGUUAGUGAAUGAAGCCUGUUUGCUGAUCGGCCAGAUGAAGGAUGUAGCCGUACCUGUCCCCCCAAAGGUCAAACCGGGGACCAUCUGCAGACACCACUUCAUGACCAUAAGCCAAUCGGCAAAAGUUUUGGCUCGACUGGGCCACCAUGUUACCUUCUUAUCCUCAAACGAUGCACCUAAGUGGCAGCAGGCAGACGACGCGGAUUUGUUCUCGCACGUCGUCUUCAAAUCACGCUACACUCAGAAUGACGUAAAUAACGCAGCACAGGAGUUAUCCCGCACCACGCUGAGAGGUGAAAGCAGGAAUGGUUUUUUUAUAUUCAACACGAUUUACGACUCCGUUGUCUACGGAAACCCUUCUAUAGUCGAUGUAUUUUUAGGACAAUGUGACGACUUACUCUCGGACGACCUCGUCAUUGCGAAGCUGAGAUCGGAGGAGUUUGACAUGCUGGUCGGCGAUUCCAGUAACCUUUGCAACUCAAUAUUGGCUCAGAAACUUAACAUACCUUUUGUCCUGUGCAGUAGUCUACCAUCAAUACCAGCCGAAAAUAGACUGUAUUACGGAGUCCCAGCAGAUCCAUCAUACAUCCCAGAGUAUACCACAAGAUACACCGACAAAAUGACCUUCUUUCAACGGGUCCAUAAUGUCUUAAGCUACGGCAUGAUGGACUUUCUUCUACGCCAAUAUCUGGAAAUGUAUUAUCCACUGAAAGUCAAACACAACAUCAAGCCUGAGAUGAGUAUGCUGGAUUCUCAGCGCCAAGCUGAGAUAAUGUUCGUCAAUGGGAAUUAUCCUCUGGAGACGGCCCGCCCACUUAACCCCAACAUAAUUUUCACCAACCCCGUUGUUGGGUUACCAAGUAACCAAGUGCAGUGUCAGUAG
Asterias rubens (European starfish) is the source of this 987-nucleotide messenger RNA. RefSeq names its product 2-hydroxyacylsphingosine 1-beta-galactosyltransferase-like. NCBI's taxonomy places the organism in Eukaryota, Metazoa, Echinodermata, Asteroidea, Forcipulatida, Asteriidae. Gene Ontology annotation, molecular function: UDP-glycosyltransferase activity. Bases 1 to 987 code for a protein of 328 amino acids. The record is from RefSeq and is a predicted model, not a curated record. The transcript has 4 exons.